Molecule: messenger RNA, 1160 nt
Organism: Monopterus albus (swamp eel)
Lineage: Eukaryota; Metazoa; Chordata; Actinopteri; Synbranchiformes; Synbranchidae
Gene: prph2b
Product: peripherin 2b (retinal degeneration, slow)
Exons: 3
Coding region: 1-1035 (344 amino acids)
Biological process (GO): visual perception
Cellular component (GO): plasma membrane
Source: RefSeq, a predicted model, not a curated record
AUGCCAUUCAUGCCAGUGAAGUUCAACCUGCCAAAGCGGGUGAAGCUGGCUCAGGGUCUGUGGAUGCUCUAUUGGUUCUCAGUUAUUGUGGGAAUCCUCAUCUUCAGCCUCGGCAUCUUCUUUAAGAUCGAGCUGCGGAAGAGAAGUGAGAUGAUGGACAACAACGAGAGCCAUUUGGUGCCCAACCUGCUGAUCCUGAUGGGCAUGCUGGCCUGCGGAAUCAACACCUUUGGAGGAAAGGUUUGCCACGACUGUCUGGACCCAAUCAAGUUCACCAAGUGGAAGCCGAUGCUGAAGAUGUACCUGCUGCUGUGCUGCGGCUUCAGCAUGCUGCUGCUGCUGACUGCACUUCUCUGCAUCCUCAUGCAGUUUGCUGUGUACCUGACACUGGCUGAGGGCCUGAAGAACGGCAUCAAGUUCUACAAAGACACGGACACACCAGGGCGCUGCUUCAUGAAGAGAGCGCUGGAUUUGACACAGAUUGAGUUUCGCUGCUGUGGAAACAACAACUUCAGAGACUGGUUUGAGGUGCAAUGGAUCAGCAACCGCUACCUGGACAUGAGCAACGACGAGGUCAAAGAUCGCGUCCUCAGUAAUGUGGAGGGGAAGUACCUGAUGGACAGUGUUCCUUUCAGCUGCUGUAACCCUGGGUCUUCACGGCCCUGCAUCCAGCACCACCUGACCAAUAACUCCGCCCACUAUGACUACGACCUCCGCACUGAGGAGCUCAACAUCUGGAUGCGGGGCUGCCGUGAGGCCCUCUUCUCGUACUACAGCAGCAUGAUGAACAGCAUCGGAGCACUCGUCUUUGCCACCAUCAUCCUGGAGUUAGCAGACAUGGCAGGGCUGAAGUACUUGAGCACGGCUCUGGAGACGAUGGUUGACCCAGAGAACCCGGAAUGUGAGAGCAAGGGCUGGCUGCUAGAGAAAGGCAUCAAGGAGACCUUCACUGAGCUGCUCGCCAAGCUGAAGAUGCUGGGGAAGAAGACCAACCAGGUAGAAGAGGGCAGGGAUGCAACAGUGGACACCACCUGAGAGCCCCACCCACCACAAAGGACUGAAACCCCAUCCCCUCUCACCCCCUACUUCUCCUCCAAAAAACUGGGCGCGAGAGUGUAGUAGUCAACUCCAUGUUCUGUACACCUGUUAAAAUGCACAAA